This is a messenger RNA of Saccostrea cuccullata (small rock oyster), 3954 nucleotides long. RefSeq names its product serine/arginine repetitive matrix protein 2-like. The transcript has 11 exons. The record is from RefSeq and is a predicted model, not a curated record. NCBI's taxonomy places the organism in Eukaryota, Metazoa, Mollusca, Bivalvia, Ostreida, Ostreidae. Bases 967 to 3648 code for a protein of 893 amino acids.
UGUAGGGACAAUUUCUGAGGUAAAGGGCACGCCCUUUGACUUUACCAUACCUUCGCAACUGAGGGACAGAAUGAAAGAUGUUUUAGUUUCCAACUACGUUUUUGGUGAACAUGGGAAAAGGAAACACGUUGCAAAACUUGAACUUCCGGUCAAUGGUCGGACGGUAGACUGCUAUACAACAGAGCCCUGUAUGGAGACUUAUUUCUCCUGUGCGAUGAGGAAUAUGACUGGCAAAAAUGGCGCCUCCUAUGGUGCUUACGAAAAUGGCGGCAUCUGUCUAAUUCCUAUGCAAUAUUCCAGUGCUGUUAACAUGCCCAAUUUUCCAAACAUGGUACUCCGACCCGGAGAGACAUACACACAGACGACGUCAUACAAAUUUGGCUUUUAGCUUCACAAUUAACUCAGAAAAUACACAAACUUGUAUCUAAUCAUAGUCUGUAUAUUUAUAAAUAUCUUUAAGCUGUUCCGUUAUGUCCAUUAUGUGUAAAUGUCAUUUAACACAGCUUUUUAAAUACCAAAAGUCAGAAAGAAGAUUUGUGUUAUUUUUACUUCCUUUAAAAACUUUGUUUAUUGUAACCUAUAAAUUCUCCCAGGAUUAAUUGUUUUUAGCCUUUUGCCCGCGUAUUUUAACGCCAACUACUUAUUUCACGGGGAGGAAUUCUCUUCAAAGUUAAUCCUGGUAUUGAACUAAAACAUACGUGACUUGUUUAAAGUUUUUACAUAUACGGCUGUCUGUUUGCAGAACCACAGCUCUACUGGUUAAAUAAAUCCUGUGAACGGGUCUUAGAUUAAACCACGAACUUUAGAGACCCAGGUUGCAAUCUUUUUUGAACCAUUUUUAAGUGGUUGUCGUAAUUUGGAAACAUUUAGCUUAUGAAAAGAAUCUCCGCAGAAGUUCUUAAGGAAAAUGUAUCGGAAAUUGUCAAGUUUUAAGGGGAUCUUACUGUUCCUGACGAAAUUAUAGAAAUGCAGGUGGAACAUUCCUCUCAUAGUCUCUACCACAACCGAUCUUUUUCCAAUACACCUGUGCGUACCUUUAUAAAGACCCCGACAAAAUCAAGACAUGUUCGAUUCUACGAUGUCGGAACCAAAAGUACCCGCUCCAGUGCGACAUCUGUCAGACGGUAUCUAGACUACAGCCACAAAAGUUCUAUUCCUAGAACUAAUGGCUAUGUCUCUCCUGGAAAAUCUCCCACGCAAAGUAUUUUGGAUAAAAACGGUGAGAUGCGCCAUGUUGAAUCUUCCACCAGAAGUGAUAAUAACGUGAAACGUUCGUCAAUGAACAAAUCUGAGGCCAGUACGCCUCGUUACAAAUUUCACUCUGGUAGCCACACUCCCGACAGUUCACUCCUACUUGGAUCCAAGAAAGACGUAUCUAAAGCCAAGGCUCGGAAUGAUAAUUUUAGCUUUGCUGCAAAAUCAAGUAUUGACGCCGAUGAAGUGGAUGAUACGGACAGUUAUUCCAAAAGAUCGGUUUCGGUCAAAGACAAUUCUAAGACGGUUACGAGGCAAACGUAUGGGAAGUCUGAAUUUACAAUUUUACAGCAAGAUCAGAAAAAUGACAGAUCCCCUCGCACAAGUCCAAAAAACAAGCAGGAGGUUCGAGUUGGAUAUCAGAGAAAGGAGGAAGCAAAUAAAAGGAUUGCUGAAAUUGUAUCACCAGAAAGUCCCAAAAAAUCCGACACUGUAAAACUACCUCCAACCAAACAAAAUGGCCAUCUUGUUCACACGGACGAACACGAGCAGACGACAAAAGGCAAGAAGACAGAAGACCGUGAUGGGAGACAGCUAGCAGACCCAAAGAAGAAAAAGAAAACUGAGGAAGAGUCUAACAGACAAGCAAAAUCCGCCCCGUCCAAAAGAAAAGACGAGGACAAAGACCCCCCAAUAUCCCCCCAAGUCGAUAAUUAUACUCACAGAACCGAGUCCGACUCCCCUACUAACGGAAAGAAGAAAUCAACAAAGGACCAACACGAAAAAAACAGGAAGACACCUGCACCAGACACGAAAGAAAAUAAGACAAAGAAUGGAGCAGUUACAAACUACGCAAGAGGAAAUGAAAACGACAAAAAAGAACAUGAAAAUCCGAAUAAAGCAUCCAAAGGACCAUCGGAGAAAACCAGAAGUAUUCCGAACAACCAGCACACUAAUAAAACAAGAUCCGAAGAUGAAAGACACAAGGAGUCCCCCACAAACAACAGUCCCUCCCACGACAAAAGUAGACCCGUCACGAAGGGUACCACCAAACAAGACCGUUAUCACGUGUCUAACUUAGACGAUCAAUUCUUCUCGCCCGAGCCAAAUUCCGAGGAGGCUUUGUUGAGGGAAGAGAAACGAGAACAACAGAUAAUGAGACUGAGGCUUCCAAAAAAGAACAGAUACGGUCCUGUUAGGGCCAAAGGGCUUCAGACACCUAGAACCCCGAGGACUCCUCGCAGCCGAACCCCUCGGUCAAGGACGCCGAGGAAUCGGUACAACCGGAAACCGGGAUAUUCGCAUUCGGACACCGGAGAUUACCGAAGUCCUAGGAGGAAAAGUAUUCUUAAUAAUAAAGAAGCUGUUAUAUUGGAGAGGUCUCGACCCAAUUCGUAUAAAUGGGAAAAUAAACCCAUUUACAGACACGAAACAAAGGAUUGGGAGGAUCAACGUGACGAAUUGACGUGGAGACCGUCUGUGAAUAGUCCAACCGAUUGGUUGAGAGUGUACGUUGGUGACAUUCAAAUUCGCGAAAAAAGUGCUAAGUCUAGGAAAAACAGUCCCGAAACCACGGAACGAACUGUUCGUCCUGGAGCUCCACAAAGAAAUUCUAACGAAUAUAUCUUAACAAGGAGACAGGUGCCCGUGUACAAGAAUAUGCAGUCUGUUUAUAACAAUAAAAUGAAAAGAGAUAAAGAGUCGCGAGAGAAAAGAUUUUUCGAGAAACUCCAAGAAUGUCAGUCAUUGAAAGCAAGAAUGCAAAUUUCAGACCUUGUCGACCGCCAACGGAAACGCGAAGUCACGAAACAACGACAACAGGAACAAUUGAAGGAGCUUCGUCAACGUUUCGAAGAUGCUGCUUGGGUGAGAUUCAAUACUCAGUAUGUGACGUCACGUAUUCUUGAGCACGAGAAAAUGAAUCGUUAUGCUUACGGACUGCCAGAGGAAGUUGAUGGAGCGCCAGAGUUUGAGUCCAAACUCAAGAGAAAACCACCCAAAAUCAAAGUGGAUUUUGGAAAACUGGAUAAAGCGAAUAAGAAAAAGUACGGUUCAAUGUUCAGUAUUUAUAAGGGACCCGAAUGGGAUCCUGUUUCCAAAACUCCGCCUAUGGAAGGAAUUGACACUGUGGAUAUAGAUUACGAAACAGAAGGAGAACUUGACGACCACGAAGGAGCGGAACUUGGCGGUGGACACAAGAAAGUAAAAACAAGAAGAGUCAAGGACGUUAUUCGUGAGGCAGAAAAAGAAAUGGCGGAUCUAAAAGCCAAAGACUCUAAGACCGGGGUCACUCCUAGAAUUUCAGAAUCAGAGACCAACAACAACAAAACCUCAGGUGAACUAGACUUGGACAGCGAUGACGACGACGAUGAUAUGUCAGAUAUUUUCGAACGAGCGAGAAAGAAAUACAAUCUAGAAGUAGACGACGAAACCAUGUCUAGAAGCCGGAGGUGAAAACAGCAUCACGUGACGGCCCCUCACAUGGCAUCGUUGUUUUAAUUUGCAAUUAGUCCAAAAGUGCUCUCCUGACGUUUUUUGGUCCUCUCUUAUUUCGUUAACGAAAAGUUUGUCGUUACAGACUUUUUAGUGCUACUAUAGAGAAGAUUUAACAUUAAUUGUACAUUUUGCGCACUGCCCAUUGAUUUAUAUAUUUAUUAUCUGAAUAAUUGCUACCGGAAGUGGUCUACAUUAUCCUUGAGCACAGCUACUUUUUUAAAAAGUUGCUUAUCAUGUCAAUAAAUAUCUUCAUCAUUAUAAAAA